Messenger RNA from Alexandromys fortis (reed vole), 534 nucleotides. Its product is annotated as zinc finger protein 120-like. Gene Ontology annotation, biological process: regulation of DNA-templated transcription. NCBI's taxonomy places the organism in Eukaryota, Metazoa, Chordata, Mammalia, Rodentia, Cricetidae. Bases 1 to 534 code for a protein of 177 amino acids. The record is from RefSeq and is a predicted model, not a curated record. The transcript has 3 exons.
AUGGAUAGCGGGUUUUAUGGGCACCUACAGAGGAAUCUAGAACCCUGUGUCCUGAAACAAGGCUCUGGGGAGCAGCAGAAACAAGGACACCUUAUUGGAAAGCUAGACUUCCAAGAGAGGCACUGUGUCCAGUCAAAAAAUGCAGUGACCUAUGAUGACGUGCAUGUCAACUUCACUUUGGAAGAAUGGGCUUUGCUGGAUACUUCCCAGAAGAAUCUCUACAAAGAUGUGAUGGGGGAGAACUACAGGAACCUCACUAGUAUAGGAUACAGUUGGGAAGACCAUAAUAUUGAAGAAAUUGUCAAAGUUUUAGAAGACAUGAAAGGCAGGCAUGAAAAAGCACAUACUAGAUUGAAACCCUAUGAAGAAAAUGAGUGUGGUAAAGUGUUUUCACAUCACAGUCAUCUUCAAAUGCAUAAAAGAACAUACACUGGAGAGAAAUCCUAUGAAUGUAAUCAAUGUGGUAAAACCUUCGCACGUCACAGUCAUUGUCAAAUGCAUAAAAGAACACAUACUGGAGAGAAGCCCUAUUAA